AUGGGUCACACGGUUCCUCCGCUCAAAGACGCAAGUCUCCUCAUCCAAAAAUGCUUCAUCAACGGUGAAUUCGUCGACGCUGCGUCGGGCGCCACCUUUGAAGUCCACGACCCGGCGACAGGCAAGCUCGUCGGCACCUGCCCGGAAUGCGAUGUCGGGGACACCGAGAGGGCUGUGGCCGCCGCCGACGCAGCCUUCAAGACCUUCCGGCGGACGACGGCCAGGCACAGGUCCAGGCUGCUGCGGAGGUGGUACGACCUCCUCGUCGACAACGCCGAGGACAUCGCCACCCUCAUCGCCUGGGAGAGCGGCAAGCCGCUCGCCGACGCCCGCGCCGAGGCCGCCUACGCCGCGAGCUUCCUCGAGUGGUUCUCCGAGGAGGCGCCCCGCGUCUACGGCGACACCUUUCCCACCUCCGGCUCGGGCCAGCGCGCCGUGACCCUCAAGCAGCCCGUCGGCGUCUGCAGCCUCGUGACGCCGUGGAACUUCCCCGCGGCCAUGGUCACGCGCAAGGCCGGGCCGGCCCUGGCGGCGGGCUGCGCCGUCGUGGUCAAGUCGCCCGGCGAGACGCCCUUCACCGUCAACGCGCUGGCCGAGCUGGCGCGGCGCGCGGGCGUCCCCGCCGGCGCGCUCAACGUCGUGACCACGCUCGCCAACACGCCGCGCGUCGGCGAGGCGCUGACCACGCUGCCGGCCGUCAAGAAGGUGUCCUUUACGGGCAGCACGGGCGUCGGCAAGCUGCUCGCGCGGCAGUCGUCCUCGACGCUCAAGAAGCUGUCCCUGGAGCUCGGCGGCAACGCGCCGCUGAUCGUCUUCGACGACUGCCCCGACCUCGACGCCGCCGUCGAGGGGUGCGUCGCGGCCAAGUUUCGCGGCUCCGGCCAGACGUGCGUCUGCGCCAACAGGAUAUAUGUCCAGAGCGGCGUCUACGAGCUGUUUGCGGAGAAGCUGGCGGAGAGGGUCAAGAGGUUCAAGGUGGGACAUGCCUUUGACGAGGGCGUCACGCACGGGGCUCUCAUCCACUCCCGAGCUGUGGACAAGGUCGAGAGCCACGUCAAAGACGCCGUGAGCAAGGGUGCCACGGUGUUGGUUGGCGGAGAACGCCUACCUGAGCUAGGGCCCUCGUUCUUUCAGCCCACUGUGCUGAUGGGUAUGAAUGAGAAUAUGGAGAUUGCCUCUAACGAGACUUUUGGGCCGGUCGCCGGGCUUUUCAAGUUUGAGACAGAAGAGCAGGUCGUUGCUUGGGCUAAUGAAUCAGAGGUUGGGUUGGCGGGAUAUGUCUUCAGCUCGAGCAUUGACAGAGUGACACGGCUCGCCGAAGACCUCGAGGUCGGCAUGCUUGGUAUCAACACGGGUAUUAUUAGCGACGCCUCAACACCAUUCGGCGGGAUCAAGGAGUCCGGCUUCGGAAGGGAAGGUUCAAAAUAUGGCAUUGAGGAGUACCUCGUUAUGAAGACGGUGACUCUAGCGGCGUUGCGACCAUAG
Molecule: messenger RNA, 1485 nt
Organism: Thyridium curvatum
Lineage: Eukaryota; Fungi; Ascomycota; Sordariomycetes; Thyridiales; Thyridiaceae
Exons: 2
Coding region: 1-1485 (494 amino acids)
Biological process (GO): GABA catabolic process
Molecular function (GO): succinate-semialdehyde dehydrogenase (NAD+) activity
Source: RefSeq, a predicted model, not a curated record